UAUCAAUUGUUAGUCGAUCAUUCACAAUCAAUAUGUUUGGUUUAACCCUUUUUGUGAUCAAGUGUUGUUGUUUACAGUUUGUUUUGUCCGAGGAAGUAUUUGAUUCUGGAUCGAACAAUGACUUCCGUGAAAAUAUUCAUAAUGGCAAGUUUGUUAUCUAUGAUCAAAUCGAUCGUCAAAUGGUUGAAUCAGCAAUGGAUGAAGUGAUGGUUCCAGGCGAAGAUGAAUCGUUUCCAUUCAUGACAAAGGUUUUGCCUGAUUAUCAGCAUAAGGAUAGUCAAACAAUUCACACUUACAUGUUACCGCCAGAGGCUGAAGAUCACUUUGAUAAUUUUGAGAGACCACUUUCAAUGGAGAUAAAUGAUAAAUUUGGAUAUCAUGUCAAUGGAAAUCACCAAAUUCAAGUAGAAAGGCCCUUCAAACCUCCAAAUCAGCGAUCUGUCGCUUUCAAAACAGCUGAAAGUGUUGCUAAGCCAAUUUUUGCAAUUAAUUAUUCUUCAACCACAUCUAAACCAAUCCAACAUAAAUUAAAACUCAAGGAGCGCCCCAGUUUAGCACCGACAUCUUUCAUCAAGCAUCCUGAUAAAACUGUUUCAGCCGUUGAUCGAUCAAUUGAAAAUAGCAAUCCUAUGUCCAACCCAACGGGACAAUCAUCAAAAAUAAUGAAUGCGCUGAGUGUAACACCGGCCUCAGUUUUAUCACCAACUCCUUUAUCUUCUUCCAUAAAAGCUUUCCAUGUUCCCAGAGAAGAUGACAAAAAACAGUUCACAAAAGCUCAUACGCAAAAAAAAUAUUUUCCAGAGCCUGUAAAGAUGACAACCAGCCCAAGGUUCGAGUCUCUUAGAAUCAAAGCAAUAGAUUCGCACUCAAUAACGAGCACAACUCCUAGACCAUCAGUGUCGACAUAUUCCCCGCCAUCAUUAAAUCAACAUAACCGAAUGAUUCAGCCAAGACCGACAAUCUCAGUGUCCACAAUUUCACCACCGACAAUGACUUCUUCUUGGAAAACAAAUUCUCGGGUUCCAUCUUGGAAUAGCAAUUGGAAUCAAAAAUCAAACCAUUAUAAUUAUGAUGAUGACUAUCUUCCAGGCGAUAAAAUAACAUCUCAAAGCACUCCUUAUCGAUAUCAAGUAGAAAGUCCAAGAGGUUUCAAUGGGGCCAGAAAUUUGGUAUCAUCACAGUUUACUGAUCUUGAAGAUUUUGAGCAAACGUCAGCUUCUGAUGAAGUUGGUCGCUCUGUAGCACAUUUACCUCAACCAACAGACUCAUUUAACCAGAAACAUACACCAAUAUCAACUCGAAUUGCAGUUGAAAACCAUCCAGAUUUAUCAGAAAAACAGCGUGAUUCGUUGCUGAAAAUUUUGGAAUCAUAUUAUAAACUAAUACACCAGUUCAACUUAGAUUUUAGGAAGUUAAUCACUGACAGUAAAGGAAAAACCAAUUCCAAAGAAAACGGUACAAUAGUAAUUGAACCAAUUGCUGUUGAGCCAUCUCGUAAAUCAAAAAAUUGACUUGAUUUCGAUUAAAGUAGUCAAAGUUAAAACGAGUAUAAUCAGAGUGAUUCAUCAUUCAAUCAUGUCUUUAAACAUACAUUGAAAAUGAUAUAAACUUGGAACCAACCUUGGAUACAUCAUGGCAGCAUCAACAUAGUCAUCCAUCAUUAUUUAAUUAGUCGAAAGCAUUAGCUUUUAAUGCGAAAAAUAGUUAAUUCUAAUAUAAAAUAUAAAUUUUAUAAAUUGUCUCAUAAUUUUAUUUUAUCACAAUUUGUAAACCACCAAAGAUUAAUCUACUCAAAACUGUAAACAAAGGUGAGCAAACCAGAUCAAGGUAAUGAUGAUUUGUACCCAAAGCUGGCGCCACAAAAUAUAUCGAGUAGCUUAUCGAUAGA
Tetranychus urticae (two-spotted spider mite) is the source of this 1888-nucleotide messenger RNA. RefSeq lists its product as uncharacterized. Lineage: Eukaryota; Metazoa; Arthropoda; Arachnida; Trombidiformes; Tetranychidae. The record is from RefSeq and is a predicted model, not a curated record.